AUAUUGCUUUUGAUUUGGUUGUUUUAAAUUUAGUAGACUUGAAUGCCUUAGCAUAUUCAAUUGACUCAAUAGGUGCAGAAGUAAAAUCCGUAGAAUCUACAGAAGCAAUAGAUUCAGUAUAUUCAACUGAUAUAAAAGAGGUAGUAAUGGAUUUAGUAAAUGUGGGUUCAGUGGAUUUAGUAAAUAUGGGUUCAGUGGAUUCAGUAAAUAUAGGUUUGGUAGAUUCAAUGGAUUCAGUAAACAUGGGUUCAGUAAAUUCAGUAAAUGAAGUAGAAAUGUUAGCACAUUCUAAAUUCAAUAAUGACGGACAU
Cetraspora pellucida is the source of this 311-nucleotide messenger RNA. Lineage: Eukaryota; Fungi; Glomeromycota; Glomeromycetes; Diversisporales; Gigasporaceae. The record is from the annotation of a GenBank genome assembly.